This is a messenger RNA of Tuber aestivum (summer truffle), 1319 nucleotides long. The record is from the annotation of a GenBank genome assembly. NCBI's taxonomy places the organism in Eukaryota, Fungi, Ascomycota, Pezizomycetes, Pezizales, Tuberaceae.
GGGAUUAUUUUGCGGGUUAACCUAAAUUAACUGUGCGAAAAUAUUAUCCUUGGCACUUGUACAUCGCAAAAUAGACAGCGAGAAAAGGGAAAACCCUUUGGAAAAACAAGGCCGUUUUCCUCAAAAAGGAAUAGAAGCUACUGUAAGUGGGCUCGCACCGAACUACCUAUUAGGUCACGCGAGAUGGGGUUGGAUAUGAUAUGGGGUGUGUUGGGUUACGUCUGGUCUGCAGAUGCAGGCUGCGAGUUGUGCGCCAGGUUCCUUUUCGUCCACACCACCAUCUUUUUUUUCUUCUCUUUUUUCCCUUUCCCUAUUCGUCUUUUUUAUCUUCAUUCAUGAUUACAACAGUACGGUGCGGUAUUCAUUUAUCGUUUUUCUCUCCCGCUUCUCCCCUUCCCGGAUACUUUUUUCUUUUUUCUUUUUUUCUCUGCGUUGAGAGGUGGGAUGACUGGUGGGUCGGUUUGGUUCCGGGAAGGGUUUUUUUUUGGGGGGUUGCGAUUUAUUUAUCUUCGCCAAGGAAUGCUAAAUGGGCGAUGGAUGGGGUUGUGCCGGUGCGAUGGAUGGAUGGAUGGAUGAUGGAUGGAUGGAUGGGUGAACGGGCUUGGGUUCGUUUGAUGGGUGCGCGGCGCGGCACCGGUACUCGAGUACAUACUCGAGCAAUUGUGCUGGACCGCACCGUAUGGUGAGUUACCCGCUCGCGUUUCCCCAGGUCUGUCUGUCCGUUUGAGUCAUGGCCCUUUCGCUGUAUGUAUGUAUGUAUGCGUGCAUGUAUGUUUCUGUCUAUCGUCUUCUCCGAGGAUUGCUGCGCUCUGCUGCGAGGGAGGGAGGAAGGAAGGGUAGGAGUGCAAGGGGGUGACUAGGGAGGGGAUAGCCUUUCCGGCAGUCUGCGUUCGUGCUAUGGAUAAAUGGCGAGUGACUGGUUCUGUGGAAGAGGUGGUGGUGGAAGGGAGAGAGAGGUAUGAUACCAGUAUGAUACCGGUAUGUAGGGCUCGAGCACUCCAACGCACGGGUACAGCACACACGAGCUGGCUGGCUGGCGGACGGGUAGUCAUGUACUCGAGUACUCGCACAGUACGGUGCUGUGGAAAAGAACCGUGGGCGUUCUGAGCUGGGCGGAUCGAGGAUCAAUCAAGAGCUGCAGAUACGGGUACGGUGCGGUUGAUUGUGAUAUCGGUGCGGUAUCUGUUUCCAUCCACUAUCGGCCCUCCGAUACCGGUGGUACAACGGUGCGAUCAAUCAGACGAGUCGGAAUCGCCGCUACAUGGCUUAAUAGAUAUUCCCGGAGACAGCGCUCCCUGAUCCGGAUUGUAUCAUGGUCG